UAUAUAUCAGUGAUAUGGAGAAUUCAUCGUAUAAAAUGACAGUUUGGUAUUUAACAUAGAUGUAUUAUACCUAAAGAAGAAAAGUAACGAUGGAGUGCAAGGAAAGUUCACAGGCAAAUUCAGUUUCAACGGAAAACGGAAGUUUGAAAACAUUCGUGUUUUCGAAACCGAAUAUACUUAGCCAUCCUAAAGUUAUCAGUUCUGAGGUUAAUUCAAGUCAAGCAUUGGAUAAUUUUACUGUUAAAAAAAAUACAUUUACUUUUGCUAUGCCAGUAGCAGUUUCACAACCUAGUAAUCAAAAUACACCCAUUUUUCAAUCAAGUAUUUGCGAAAAACAAUAUAAACCCAAAAUAACAAGGAAUUCUUAUAAACCAGCAGUUAAUGUAUUUGCCCAAGCGGUUAAAGAUAUUGCAAUGUUUGAGCAAUUAAAGAAAAAUUCUAGAUCACAAGUUACAAAAAUUAAUUCAGAAAACUCAUUAACAUGCACUAAUGUACCACAAUCUUUACUUACAAAAGUAUCAGCAAAAGAAUAUUUUAAACAAUUUGGAAAUAUUUUGAAAAUAACCAUUCGUCCUAAAAAGCAAGUAAUUAAUGUGACUUAUGCUACCAAAGAGGAAGCAAAUGUGGCUUAUAGUAAAUGUGGUGAAUAUUUAGGAGAAAAAUUCAGUAUAGACUGGAUGAAAUCGUGUACUUCGCCAAAAUCUCCUACGAAGAAAAAAGAUAUGCAAAAAAAUAUUGUAUCACAAAUUGUAACUAACUUUUUUCAAUCACCCGAAGAAGAAGUUAAGUUUGAGUUAGAUGGUAUGGUAAAUUUGGAUUAUAAUUUAAAUAAUAGAGAUAAUUUUGAUGGAACUUUGCAUAAAAAAGGUAAAAUGUUACAAUCAAAAAGUAUAUCAAAAUCAACAACAAGGACAGAAAAAACUAUAAAAUCUGAAAAACUCAAAUCUGAUAGCCAAAUAUCAGAUCUAUUACCUAAUGCUACUAUUGAGGAACUACAAAAUAUAAUUCAACAACCUGCAUAUACUUCUGAAGACAAAUAUAAAGUGUUAGAAGCAAGAGAUAGACUCAUGCGAAUGAAACAAAUUAAAUCUCAUACAUUAGCAGCAGCCAAAGUAAUGAUUGGAACAUGUCCUGAUAUGUGCCCUGAGAAAGAACGUCUUAUGCGUGAGGCAAAGAGACAAGUGGCAUUAUAUGAACUACUUGAAAGUACUGAAUAUAAAAUAAAUCAUACAAGAGCAGUUAAACAAUAUUCUAGAUCUUCUGCAGAUCAAGAAGAACCAAUGGCACAUGAACUAAGACCAGUGAAAUCUUUAAAGAUGACUAUGAGUUACUUACUUCAUGAAAUAGCAAAUCUUUGUGAUCAACAAGGAACAAAUUUAGCAGAAUGGUACCAUUUUUUAUGGGAUAGAACAAGAGGAAUUCGGAAAGAUAUAACACAGCAAGAAUUAUGUUGUACGGAUAGUGUUGAAUUAGUAGAACAAUGUGCUAGAUUUCACAUAGUAUGCUCUGAAAGACUUUGUGCAGAAGAAGCAUCAGUAUUUGACAAAAGAAUAAACUCUGAUAAUCUAACAAAAUGUUUACAGUCGUUAAAAUAUAUGUAUCAUGAUUUAAGAGUAAAGGGAAUUAGUUGUAAAAAUGAACCUGAAUUUCGGACAUACAUUAUUUUAUUAAAUUUAAACAAUGGCAAUUUUAUGUGGGAUUUGCAAAGAUUACCAAGAAAUAUUCAAAAAUCACCAGAAGUUCAUUUUGCAUUAGAAAUAUAUUUUGCUCUUGAAUCAAGUAAUUAUUAUAAAUUUUUCAAUUUAGUUAAAAGAACCACAUAUUUAAAUGCAUGCAUCUUAUUAAGAUAUUUUAGUCAGGUCAGAUUAAAAGCAUUAGCAUUAUUGGUAAAAGCAUACUGUAGAACUGCUUCAAUAACUGCUGCAUAUCCAUUGUACGAAUUAAUUGAUAUUUUAUGUUUUGAAAAUGAAAAUGAAGCUAUUUGCUUUUGUGAGCAAGUAGGAUUAAAUAUUUCAAAAGACGGAUUAUAUGUACUAUUAAACAGACACAAUUUUACUAUGCCUGUGUUAAAUAUAAAACAAGACAGAGCAUGCAAUUUGAUAGAAUCUAAGAGAACAGUACAACAAUUAUCUAUUGGAGAAUGUAUAGCUGGUGGAGAAAUGCCAGAGAAAUCUUAUAAGUAUCAUAAACCACAUAAUAGUUUUGAUUCACAUGGUUAUUUAACAUCUGACUCUAUUAAUGCAGGAGAUCAAAGCAAAAAUGUUACUUUAAUAGAUGAUCCAUAUGAGUUUAAAGAUGAAGAUAUAAUUAAAACCAAGCAGCUGACAUCAACUUCUAGCAAGAAUCAGACUAAUAUUGAAAACACAAUGAAUGCAGACUAUACAAACAUAUUCAAAUCUGUUACAAAUGUGGAACCCGAUACAAAUAAUUUUACAACUACACAAUCUGAUAACAAUAUUUCUUUUGCUUCCAAACUUCAAACACAAACUAACAAAUUUCAAGGAAAUACAAAUGCAACACUGAAACUUCCAAAAGUAGAAAACCAAAAUGAGUCAAAUGUAUUUAAUCUUAAAUCGAAACCACAGAAUACUACAAUGAAUGAAAGUAACACCAAUGCAUCUUUAAUUUCGUCUAAUACAUUCAACAGAACGUCAGCAAAUGUUAAAACUUCUAAUAUAUUUUCUAAACAGUCUGUUUCGGUGUCAAACAAUGAUGCUGCCUCAUUUUUGCCUGUAGAAACUAUUUCAAAAUCAUCAUCAUGUAUACCAAACAUUAAAACUAAUGUGAUUAAAAAUACGUCAAAAGACGUACAGAAUACAAUUGCUCAUACACAAGAAAUACAAGAAAAGACUUUACAAGAAAAAGAAGAUGAGAAGUUGAAACUGAAAGAAAAAGAACAUGUUCAAAAGAUGCAACAAGUUAAUGAAGUUGCUGAACAGAUUUUAAACAAACUGCAGACGGAAAUUAUAAAAUCAUGUUGUUCUAAUAUAGUAACAGAAGAGCUUGAUAAAAUACAUGCUUACAACACAUUAAGCGAAGAUGUUAGUAGCCAAAUUUUGAACGAAAUUAUUCAUGAAAUAUGUGAUAAUACAUUAAAAGAAGAAAUUAUUAAUGUACAAAAAGUAUAUGAUCUGUCCAUGAAAAUAAAGAAUAGAGUAAUUAUAAAAUACUUUAAUAUAUGGAAACUUAAUACUUUGAAGAAAAAGCAACAAAGAAUAGCACUAGAUGGUACACCAGUAUGGUUACAAAAGCACUCCAGUAAGGAUUGUGCAAAAUUAUUAUAUUCUAAAGGACAAGAUUUAGUUAUUCAAACUAUGUGCAAAAAACAAAAUGAAGAGAGGAUUGUAAAAGCAUAUUCUGAAUCUCUACCGAAAAUUGAAGAAAUAAUUUAUAGUGGUAUUAAAGAAAAUUUGAAAUCUUGUGAUAUCAAUGUUCAUUUCAAUUACUAUUGGAAACUAGUUAUUUCUUGGCCAAAUUUACAUAAUAAGCCUGUCUUAUGGCAUCACAAGAAGAUAAUGAACCAGUAUAUUUAUCCAGAUGAUUAUACUAUGGAUCCCAUCAUAAAACUUUAUCAUCCAAAUCACAUUGAAACUUUACAUAUUUGUAUUAGACACUUUGAAGGAUUGAUUAAUGAUCACAAUUUAGUAGGAUCAGAUGCUCUGUUAUUUAUUGCAUCAGCUUCAGAAGAAAUUAAACUUGUUACAAGACGUUUAAGUAAGACUGUACUAUCUAGAGAUAGGCUUAUGCCUAUACCUCUUGUAUUUAUUAUCUUAGGUGAUUUAAACAUUGAAUUCCAACACAAAGAAGUUGAUUCAAUUUUAGAAGAAUUAUUAGAAUCUGGAUAUUUAUCAACAUAUACAGUUAUUCGUGAGGAGAAUUUAACUGAAGAAACAAUUUUAAAGUUAACAAAAAGUGCAAUAUUUUGGUUAUCUAUUAAUAAGUCACCACAAAAUCCAUUAGAAAUGGAUUACUUACAAGACAUAUAUGACACCUGUUUAACAGAAGAAUUAUGGUUAAGGAUAUACAAUGACACAUUCUUAAAUGAGAAAUUGUCACAUGCUCUAAAUGAACCCAAAUUCAUGAUCAAUUUACAUAAUGAAGCAAUCACUCACAUAAUAGACAUAUUAUUGAAUCCAGAAUCUUUUAUGUAUACAAAAUUUGCACCAGAAUUAAAAAAAUUUAUUAGAAAUCAAUAUGCACUUCCAUGCAGUUAUGAAUAUUUUGAUGAUACUUGGAAAAAUGAGGAGUAUAAAGCAGAAUUAGAAAAAGUGAUGUGUACUUUUAAACUACCUCAAUGGAAUUAUGGGUGGCCCAUAAAUGACAAUAAUGCACUUUAUCAAAAUAUAACAAAUUACUGUCAGAAAGCAUUGUCUAAUAAUGAGGUAUCUUCUGACAUAUUAAGUAAUUUAUUAUUUACACCUGGAAUAUCAGUAAUGUCGAACUUUAUCGAUAUUUUGUUAUAUAUCGUUAAGAAAAAAAUACAUCUUCUUGACAAAAAUUUUAAAGUAGUGUAUAAUAAGAAUCACAUAAAAUGCUUUCGAACUUUGCCAUGGUGGUUGAAAUCUAAUCUAUUAAGAGAAUAUAAAUUUGCACCAACAAAAUCUAUUGUAAACAAAAAUAAAGGGCAACAUAAAAAUGAAAAUGAUUUAAAUGAGCCAGUGGUAAAGAAGCAAAAGUUAUACCAAAAUGAUAUGGUAUGUGAACCACUGGCAACAUUUUGUGAAAAUAGUCGAAGUGAAAUAAUGAAAGUACAUUGUAUUUCGAAAAAGGUAGAAAAUCAUUUAAAGACACAUAAACAACAAAGUCUUUUAUUCGAAGAAAGAUUAAAAAAUGCUUUGUUAAGUGAAACUCAGUGUAUUUAGUACUGUACAAAUGUAAUGCCUAACUUUUCUUUCUUAUAGCUGUAACAGUGCCUCAAAGACUAUUGUAUUUUACAGUAUUUGUUAACAAAUAAGACACAUUAUAAAUAAUACAUAAUAAUCUUUUUCUGUAAAUUCUUAAAUUAUAAUUUUUUGAAUAUGAUGUAUAAUAUGAGUGUGAAAUAUAAUAUUUAUGGAAUACUCAUGAAAUUAUCCACAUUACAUUUAAAUUGUACAUAACAUUUUGUAUAUAUGAUUUUGAAUAAAUACUUAAGUGUGGAAACUUUUUUUUAUAACAUUAUUGAGCGAGCGAGCCGAAGGCGAGCAAAGCUCUUAUACUUGACUUUGCAACUUCUUUGUCCGCGUUUUUCUUUUGCAUCACUCAACCAAUUCUCGUCAGGUUUUGCAUGCACAUGCGUAUGUACAUCCAGAUGGACAUAGAAAAAAAAAAAUUUUAAUCGGACUUGCCACGAACGAAUAAUCACCGA
Megachile rotundata (alfalfa leafcutting bee) is the source of this 5347-nucleotide messenger RNA. RefSeq names its product RRM_XMAS2 and SAC3_GANP domain-containing protein xmas (gene xmas). Gene Ontology annotation, cellular component: cytoplasm; transcription export complex 2; nucleus. The record is from RefSeq and is a predicted model, not a curated record. Gene Ontology annotation, molecular function: nucleic acid binding. NCBI's taxonomy places the organism in Eukaryota, Metazoa, Arthropoda, Insecta, Hymenoptera, Megachilidae. Gene Ontology annotation, biological process: mRNA export from nucleus.